This is a messenger RNA of Tarenaya hassleriana, 1345 nucleotides long. Its product is annotated as protein trichome birefringence-like 36. Gene Ontology annotation, molecular function: O-acetyltransferase activity. NCBI's taxonomy places the organism in Eukaryota, Viridiplantae, Streptophyta, Magnoliopsida, Brassicales, Cleomaceae. The transcript has 6 exons. The record is from RefSeq and is a predicted model, not a curated record. The coding region runs from base 52 to 1227 and encodes 391 amino acids. Gene Ontology annotation, cellular component: Golgi apparatus.
UUAGUGUCACUUAGUUCUUGGACUUCACCAGUCAAGCCCUGUCGACCGCUAAUGUCUACAAGAAACCCUCUUCUUCUCUUCUCCUUUCUCUUAUGCUCUAUCUUCAACAUUUCUCUCAGUUUCUUGACCGGCAAGUCUCCGAGAUUCGAUCAACCGAAGGAGAGAUUCGACGAGUUAUGGCUCCCGGGUGAAGAUGAUCCGAUAAGCGCAUUGCAAACGAGACGUGAGCGUCGUGAGGGUUGCGACUAUUCUGUCGGGAAAUGGACCUAUGAUCCCUCGUAUCCGCUCUACGACUCGGACUGUCCGUACCUCAGCUCCGCGGUGAGUUGCCAGAGAAAUGGACGCCCUGACUCCAACUACCAAAAAUGGAGAUGGAGGCCAAAGGCCUGCUCCGUUCCAAGGUUCGAUGCAUUGGGAUUUCUGGGGAAGAUGAGGAGAAAAAGGAUAAUGUUGGUGGGAGAUUCAAUAAUGAGGAACCAAUGGGAAUCUCUUAUCUGCUUGAUCCAAGGAGUUAUCCCGACCGGUCGUAAGAAAGUCACGUACAACGGUCCAACGAUGUCUUUCCACGCUUUGGACUUUGAGAUGUCAGUAGAGUUCUGCUGGGCCCCGCUGUUGGUGGAACUGAAGAAAGAAGGAGACAACAAAAGGGUUUUGCAUCUUGACUCAAUCGAAGACAAUGCCAGAUACUGGCGUGGUGUAGACAUCCUCGUCUUUGAUUCAGCUCACUGGUGGACCCACUCCGACAAAUGGAGCUCGUGGGAUUAUUACAUGGAUGGAAACAAGGUGUUCAAAGCUAUGAACCCUAUGGCUGCCUAUGAGAAAGGACUGAGCACGUGGGCUAAAUGGGUGGAGGUAAAUCUUGAUCCACGCAAAACCAAGGUUAUUUUCAGGAGCAUGUCGCCCAGACACAACAGAGAGAGCGGGCGAAGGUGCUACAACCAGAGGCAACCAUUGCCAUACUUCAGCAAACCACACGUUCCCGGGCAGUUGAUCGUGUUGAAAGAGGUGUUGAGGAGGAUGAAGUUUCGGGUAUAUUUGCAUGACAUCACGACUAUGUCAGCGUAUAGGAGAGAUGGUCAUCCAUCGGUGUACAAGAGAGCGAUUGGACAGGAAGAGAAGCGCCACAUUGCGGAAGCUCCAUCAGAUUGCAGCCACUGGUGCUUGCCUGGAGUUCCUGACAUUUGGAACGAGAUGCUCUCUUCUAUCCUCUUUUCCAAUGUUGUCUGAGUUUGUGUUGAAAGUUGCUCUUGCUCUUAUUACCGCUUGUUUGACCGUUUUAACAAUGUUGUCUUUCGUUUAUUAUGUGCCUUUCGAAAUGUUAACUGAUAUGAUAUUUUGUACGGAA